This is a messenger RNA of Coniosporium apollinis CBS 100218, 759 nucleotides long. RefSeq lists its product as uncharacterized. The coding region runs from base 1 to 759 and encodes 252 amino acids. The record is from RefSeq and is a predicted model, not a curated record. Gene Ontology annotation, biological process: mRNA splicing, via spliceosome. NCBI's taxonomy places the organism in Eukaryota, Fungi, Ascomycota, Dothideomycetes. The transcript has 2 exons. Gene Ontology annotation, cellular component: U2-type catalytic step 1 spliceosome.
AUGUCUGAACGCAAAGUCCUCCAGAAGUACUACCCUCCCGACUUCGAUCCAAGCAAGAUUUCACGCAACAAGAGCGACAAGCAAGCGGGUCCCAAGGUGCAGCAAGUACGACUCAUGGCUCCCUUCAGCAUGAAGUGCCUGUCCUGCGGCGAAUACAUCUACAAGGGCCGAAAGUUUAACGCGCGCAAAGAAACUACCGACGAAAAGUACUAUGCCAUCACCAUCUACCGCUUCUACAUCCGUUGCACGAGAUGCAGUGCCGAGAUCACCUUCAAGACGGAUCCGAAGAACAUGGACUACGAGUGCGAGCGUAACGCGCGGCGCAAUUUCGAGCCAUGGCGAGAAGCGAAACUUGCCGAAGAAACCGAGGAGGAGAGGUUGGAUCGCCUGGAGAAGGAGGAGUCGGAGCGGGACAAGAUGCAGGAGCUCGAGAGUAAGACGCUAGACGCGAAGGCGGAGAUGCAGGUGGCCGACGCACUUGACUCCAUACGUACGCGGAACGCGCGGCUCGAACGAACGGGCAAUGUAGAAAGCAUCUUGGCGCGUGACGAGCCGUCAGACCGGAUGCAGGAAGAAAAGGAAGAUGCAGAAAUUGCGCAGAGAGCUUUUCUGCGUGGCAGCGCCGGGCGGAGAACAAGUGAGGAAGCCAUGGAGGAGAAUCCGCCGCCGCCGCCGCCUGACUUUCGGCGCGUCGUUAAGAAGAAGAAGGAUUUUGGCGCGGCGCUUGGGAUCAAGAAGAAGGCAGCAUCGAGCCAGUAG